GGUUGGGGAAGGAGGGAGAGACACACAGUGCUAGAGAGAGGAAGAAACUUGAGUGAAAAAAGUAGCAGAGGGAGAGAUAAAGUCUGGAGGGCUUGCAGAGGAAUCUGUCAGGAACAGGGAGCCAGGAGGGGUGGGGAAGUGCAGGAAAUUAAUGAGUUUUUUUGGGGUGGUGCCAAACUCUGCACUGGUCUCUUCCUGUCCUAUUCCCAGUGCUCUUGCCCCCCAGGCAGGAGGGUAGCAAGCCUGUGACACCCUCCCUCUGAGGAGAGGUACAGCUGGAAUGGAAGAGGAAUGUGCUGCAGGUGAGGGUCCCCCUACGGGAUGGGAGAACCGGUUACGAGCGCAGGAGGAGGAGAUUAUGCUGUUGAAGUCUGCGUUGUGUGACGUUCUACAGAGAAUAUGUACCUUAGAACUCCGGCUUCCGUUGGAUGGACAGUCAUCUGAGAAAAAUCAUUCUUCUCCUGUGGUACACAGUGUGGGUGAUUUCAACACAGCCUCUGAACCAAGCAGCGACCCCCUUAAGUCUUUACCUCCUCAACCUGCCCGAGGCUCUUCACAGAGCACAGUAAGCACACAGACCGAAUGGUCCGUGGUGGAGACAAAAUCCAAGGAGAGCACUGAUCCAGUGGAAGGGACUGGAUCAUUUGACAGCGACUCACUAAAUGGAGUGAUCACAGAUCUCGUUAAUGACUCUGAGGGACAACGAGACAUUGAACAGGAAGCUCGGAGCCCUAUAAUAGAUGAAACGGUUUCUAAUGUACGUACUGUGAAUAAUCUGCGACAAGGAAAGAAGGAUUUGCUUCGCAGAAACAGCACUUCAGAUAAACUGAUCAGAGACACGAAAGAUAAGAACAGAAAAUUAGAGAGAAAAUCUGUCUCUUCAGCAAAUCUUCUGACUGGCUCUUCUGGAUCAAGACGUGGAAAUUAUAACGUAGAGGGACUCAGUAUAAAGGUUUUUCUCCGUGGCCGUCCAAUCACUAUGUACAUACCAUCCAAUAUUCCAAACCAUGAUGACCAGAAGCCAGAACUUCCUAGUGAGAAGCUACAUUUGGAGUGGGUUUAUGGUUGCCGUGGGCGGGACAACCGGUGUACUCUCCGUGUUCUGCAGUCUGGGGAGGUUAUUUAUUUCACUGCUUGUGUCAUUGUCCUCUGUGAUGUAACGAAUGGAACCCAAAGACACUUCCUGCGUCACACUGACUGCGUUCGUUGUUUGGCAGUUCAUCCUGAUGGAGUCAGAGUGGCUUCAGGACAAACGGCUGGAGUGGACAAGGAUGGUAAGCCUAUGGUAUAUAUAUGGGACUCCUGCACUCUUCUUGCAUUACAUCAGAUUGGUUUUGGCUUUUUUGAAAGAGGAGUAGGAUGUCUCACCUUCUCCACUGUGGAUUCUGGCUCAUACCUAUGUGUAGUUGAUGAUUCUAAUGAGCACGUGCUGUCUGUAUGGGACACAGUAAAGGGGAACAAGAUUGCAGAGACCAAGUGCACUAAUGAGCCGGUAUUGUGUGUGGCCUUUAACCCAGUGGAUAGCGGCAACAUUGUCACUGUUGGCAAGUCUCAUGUGCACUUUUGGACCUGGAGUGGAGUUUCUCUUACCAAGAAGCAGGGUAUUUUUGGGAAGUACAAAAAGCCACGUUAUGUGCAAUGUCUGCUGUUUGAUCGAACUGGGGAUGUCUUGACUGGAGAUUCAGAGGGUCAGAUAUUGACCUGGGGAAGAAGUGCAGCAGAUACCAGGACCUUGGGAAGAGGGGCAAAGGACACCUAUCAGAUUGUACGCCACACGCGCGCUCAUGAUGGUAGCGUGACCUCGCUCACUGCUCUUCGCGAUGGCUUCGUGCUUAGUGCAGGUGGAAAGGAUAAGAGACUGGUGAUGUGGAGUGAAACUUUGACCCAGAUAAAGGAAUGUGAGAUCCCUGAGCACUUUGGUGCAGUUCGAUCCAUCGCAGAGGGCAUUGGUGGGGAAUUGUUAAUUGGCACAACAAAGAACGCUAUGUUCAAAGGUUCAAUGGAUAAUGGAUUCAUACCCGUUAUACAGGGACAUACAGAUGAGUUGUGGGGACUGGCCACACACCCUUCACAGAACAUCUUUCUAACUUGUGGACAUGAUAAACAGUUGUGUGUCUGGAACGGCAAUGAACACGCACUGAGUUGGAGUUGUGUACUGGAGGAUCAUGGCCUGUGUGCUGAUUUCCAUCCCAAUGGAAGAGAGGCUUGUGUGGGACUAAGCGCUGGAAGAUGGUUAGUACUGGACAUGCUGUCUCACAGUACUCUCUCUGUGCACUCUGAUGGAAACGAGCAGCUUUCUGUGGUUAGAUACUCCCCUGAUGGAAAUUACCUGGCCAUUGGAUCCCAUGAUAACGUCAUCUAUAUAUACAGCACAGGACAGAGAGAUCGUCGGGUCGAGAAAGAGGGCUUUCAAGAUAUCACCAUAGAAGAGGACAUUCUCAGAGAGGAGGUGGACAAUUCCAAGUCAGACGAAGGCGGCACAUUCCGAUAUACACGAUAUGGAAAGUGUGUGGGUCAUUCCAGUUUUAUCACACAUUUGGACUGGUCAAAAGAUGGAAAACAUAUCAUGUCAAAUUCUGGUGACUAUGAGAUACUGUAUUGGGAUAUUGCAAGUGGCUGCAAACUUCUCAGGAAUAGAUUUGAGAGCAGAGACCGUGAAUGGGCCACAUAUACAUGUGUAUUGGGAUAUCAUGUGUUUGGGGUCUGGCCAGAGGGGUCAGAUGGGACAGAUAUUAAUGCACUUGCACGUUCGCGUGGGAUGACAUUAAUCUCCGUGGCUGAUGAUUUUUGUAAAGUUCAUCUCUUCCGCUAUCCAUGCAAUAAGCCAAAGGCACCCAGCCAUGUGUACGCUGGUCACGGAAGUCAUGUGACCAACGUCCGCUUUUCAUAUGAUGACAGGCACCUUGUAUCACUGGGUGGGAAGGAUGCCAGCAUUUUUCAGUGGAGGGUGGUUGGAGGAAGCAACUUGCCACGCAGCCAGUCAAUGUCAUCCUCUUCAUCACUGGAAGCUGCUCCUUAAUUUUCAAUCAAAGAGAAACACCUCCAAACAGAGACAUGUAAUUCCACCUUGAGCCUCAGAAAACACUGAGCCAUGUCUCUAAUCACCACAAUGCCUUCUGACAGUGGUACGUGAGAACAAAAAGAGGAAGAACUUGGCAAAGACACCGCAGCAAUAAAGUCUGACCCUCUAAUACAGAGACAUGUUUCCUCACGCUACUAUAGAGCUAUAAACGCUAAUUUAGAGCUACGUAUCCAAUUCAAGAAACAGGUCUUCUACCAGCUGUUCCUUACAGAGCCAAACAAGCUAACGUGGAGCCACACUGUCUCAUAAAGAGAUAUGUCUUCUAACACUGUAACACAAUAUAGAGCCAUAUUUGCUAACUGAGAGCCACAUUUUCUAAUACAGAGGCAUGUGUCGUAACACUGUUUAUCUAUACAGAGCCAUACUAGCUAACUAGAAACCACACAACCUAAUACAGAGCCCUGAACUCCAUACUAGCAUAUUGAGAGCCAAUAUCUGCUAACUUAGAGCCAUGCAUAUAGUACCGAUACGCUAUAAAGACCAAUUACAGAUCAAUCAGUGACAUUUCCCUAGAAUAGAUACAUCAUUUUUAAUAAUAGCCUUUGCUUCAGAUCAUGCUCCCAGCGAUGUGCAACUCCUUAUAUCAUAGAGACAGAAAGCAAGCAUGUUAAAUGACAUAGAGUAGAAUGUAUUUUGACAAACACAUCUAACUAUGUUUUGAUUGAAUGUAGUAUGAUUUUGCCCAGCUAACUUCUGACAAGUAUCACAUUACAGAGUUCAGGAAAGAUGAUCAGUUUCUGUUAGCUGUGAACAAGUGAACGUCCAUAAAGAAUUAAAAGAUGCUCAUCACAUCAACAAACAUUGAAUCAACAUUUAAAAAUCUGCAUUCUAGAUUAAUAUAUAUUAAUAUAUAUGUUCAGAAUAGAAAAAAAAAUACCCAUUAAGAAUGUCAUACAAAUGCAAUGUUAUUUUGAAUUAUGUUUAGCAAAAGGCUUCAUAACACAGAAAGGAAGUAGAGGAGAAUAGGACAAAUAUGAGGAUAUUAUAGAAUACCUGAUCUGAUAAGUAUAAUGAAUGUUUUUUAAAUUUUAUGAAGAAUUGUAAACUUAAAACUGUAGAGCUGAGUAAAGAGAUUCAAAAAAUCUAAUUUGCCCUAGACAUCUGUGAAGAAGUCCAACCAGUGGAGAUACAGUCCAUGCCAGUAGGACCAAUGCAGGUCCUGUAGAAUGAUGGUGGCAUUGUGACUCCACUUUCAUUUAUGUGAGGCUUCUCAAACUUUGUUACAUAUGUGGUGGACAUGGGAGAGAUGUGUAAUCACUUAUUAUAUAUAUAUAUAUAUAUAU
This is a messenger RNA of Pelobates fuscus (common spadefoot toad), 4365 nucleotides long. RefSeq names its product EMAP like 3 (gene EML3). Gene Ontology annotation, molecular function: microtubule binding. The coding region runs from base 281 to 3019 and encodes 912 amino acids. The record is from RefSeq and is a predicted model, not a curated record. Gene Ontology annotation, cellular component: mitotic spindle. The transcript has 23 exons. Gene Ontology annotation, biological process: microtubule cytoskeleton organization. Lineage: Eukaryota; Metazoa; Chordata; Amphibia; Anura; Pelobatidae.